This is a messenger RNA of Conger conger (European conger), 14370 nucleotides long. RefSeq names its product CUB and Sushi multiple domains 2 (gene csmd2). The record is from RefSeq and is a predicted model, not a curated record. Lineage: Eukaryota; Metazoa; Chordata; Actinopteri; Anguilliformes; Congridae.
AUGAGCGCCGCUUUGAAUUCUGACGGAACGGGACUAGUAAGGACAGCAUGCAGAUGCACAUAUAGCGGGGCGAGGAAACUGGACGGACUAGGGAUUUUUGCGCUAAUGAAGGUGGGAGUACAAGCGCACUACUGGAGCCGGGUUCUCUUCUUGUAUAUGGGGUUGCUGGCUGCAUCGGUAAAGGCUCAGAACUGCAGCUACACGUUACACAGUCCAAAUGGGACGAUUGAGAGCCCAGGAUACCCAUACGGAUAUCCUAACUACGCCAACUGCACGUGGGUGAUCGUCACUCAGGACCACAACCGAAUACAGCUGGUGUUUCAAGGGUUCGCUCUAGAGGAAGACUUCGACAUCCUCUCGGUCUACGAUGGACAUCUCAGCCCCAGUAACCUACGAACACGGUUGACGGGGUUCCAGCUCCCGGCCCCCAUCAUCAGCUCAGGCCCCAUGCUCACGCUGUGGCUCCUGUCUGAUUACGCUGUCAGCGGGCAGGGCUUCAGAGCCGCAUUCGAAGCCCUGCCCAGUUACACCUGCGGGAACCCGGGUCAGCUCCAAAACGGCCUGCAGCAAGGUUCCACCUUCAACAUCGGAGACAAGAUCCGCUACAGCUGCAGCUCCGGGUAUGUGCUGGAAGGGCACACCGUCCUGUCCUGCCUGGCCACCUCCGCAGGGACCGCUGCCUGGGACUUUCCCCUGCCCUACUGUCGAGCUGACGAUGGGUGCGGAGGGACACUGCGGGGUCAGAGUGGGGCCAUCACCAGCCCAAACUACCCGCAGGACUACAACAACAACGCCGACUGCACCUGGACGGUCCUGGCCGAGCCGGGGGACACCAUCGCUCUGGUCUUCUCCGACUUUCAGCUGGAGGAGGACUACGAUGUCCUGGAGAUCAGCGGCACAGAGGGCUCCUCGCAAUGGUUCACCGGCCCAAACCUCCCCUCUCCCAUCAUUAGCAGUAAAAACUGGCUGAGGCUCCACUUCACCUCAGAUGGGAACCAUAAACUGAGAGGCUUCAGCGCGCAGUACCAAGUGAAGAAAAUGUCAGAGUUGAAAUCAAGAGGAGUCAAGAUGCUUCCCAGCAAGGACAACCACCAAAAGAUCUCUGUCUUGUCGCAGAUGGGGGUGGCACAGGGACACAACAUGUGUCCGGAUCCCGGGAUCCCAGAGCGGGGGAAGAGAAAGGGCUCGGACUUCAGGAGGGGGGCGACGGUGCACUUCUCCUGCGACGAGGGCUACGAGCUGCAGGGCUCCAAGAGCAUCACCUGCCUGCGCGUGACCGACAGCUACGUGGGCUGGAGCGACGACCGGCCCAUCUGCAGGGCACCCAUGUGCGGGGGCCAGCUCCGAGGUCCCAGUGGCAUCAUCACCUCGCCCAACUUCCCCGUCCAGUACGACAACAACGCCAACUGUACCUGGGUUAUCACCACGGCCGACCCCUCCAAGGUGAUCAAGAUGACUUUCGAAGACUUCGACCUGGAGAGAGGCUAUGACACACUGACGGUGGGGGAUGGAGCCUCAAUCGGAGAUCAGAAAACUGUCUUUCAUGUGCUUUCCGGAACCACCACACCAGACCUUGUAGUCAGUACCAGUCACCAGAUGUGGCUCAACUUUAAGACUGACGAUACGAGCGGCUCGCUGGGAUUCAAAGUAUCUUACGAAGAAAUCGAUCAGGGCAGCUGUGGAGACCCAGGCGUCCCUGCCUAUGGCAAGCGGGAAGGGUCAGGCUUCCGUCACGGGGACAGGCUGCACUUCGAGUGUCUCCCGGCGUUCGAGCUGGUCGGGAAGAAAAACAUCACUUGUCAGAAGAACAACCAGUGGUCGGCCAAGAAGCCCAGCUGCGUGUUCUCCUGCUUCUUCAACUUCACCACACCCUCGGGCAUUCUGCUAUCGCCCAACUACCCUCAGGAGUAUGGGAACAACAUGCACUGCGUGUGGCUGAUCAUCACCAAGCCCGAGAGCCGCAUCAACCUGGCCUUCAACGACCUCAGCAUGGAGAAGCAGUUUGACUUCCUGUCCGUGAAGGACGGGGGCAAGGCGGAGUCGCCCAUCUUGGGCACCUUCUCUGGCGAUGUGCUGCCCUCUCCCAUCACCACCAGCGCCCACGUGGCCAGAUUGGAGUUCCUGACUGACCACACCAACACCGACAGAGGAUUCAACAUCACGUUCACCACGUUCCGGCACAACGAGUGCCCCGAUCCGGGCGUCCCGGUCAACGGGAAGCGCUUCGGAGAGAGUCUGCAGCUGGGCAGCUCCAUGUCUUUCCUGUGCGAGGAGGGCUUCGUGAAGACCCACGGCUCCCUCACCAUCUCCUGCAUCCUCAAGGACGGGAACGUGGUGUGGGACAACGCAGUCCCGCGCUGUGAAGCUCCCUGUGGAGGAGACCUGAAAGCCCCCACUGGGAUCAUCCUGUCCCCAGGCUGGCCUGAGCUCUAUAAGGAGGCUCUGAACUGCGAGUGGAUCAUCGAGGCUCCGCCAGGGUACCCCAUCAAGAUCAUCUUCGACAAGUUCCGGACGGAGGUGAACUACGAUAUUUUGGAGGUGCGCGAUGGGCGAUUCCCCUCGUCCCCCCUGAUUGGCAGCUACCAGGGCACCCAGGUGCCGCAGUUCCUCAUCAGCACCUCCAACUUCCUGUACCUGCUUUUCUCCACCGACAAGAGCCAGUCCGACAUCGGCUUCCGCAUACGCUAUGAGACAGUGCAGCUGCAGUCGGAUCACUGUGUCGACCCCGGCAUCCCUGUGAAUGGCCAGCGGCACGGCAACGACUUCUACGUGGGCGCCCUUGUGACGUUCAGCUGCGACUCGGGGUACACCCUGAGCGACCACGAGCCCCUCGAGUGUGAGCCCAACUUCCAGUGGAGCCGACCUCUCCCCAGCUGCGACGCUCUCUGUGGUGGAUACAUCCAAGGAAACACAGGGACCAUCCUUUCCCCCGGGUUCCCCGACUUCUACCCCCACAAUCUCAACUGCACUUGGGUAAUCGAGACUUCACACGGAAAAGGUGUGCAGUUCACCUUCCACACCUUCCACCUGGAGAGCCCUCACGACCACCUGCUGGUGACGGAGAACGGGAGCUUCUCCGCACCGCUGUGGAGGCUGACCGGUUCCACCCUGCCCCCACCGCUCAGCGCUGGCCUCUUCGGCAACUUCACCGCCCAGAUCCGCUUCCUCUCCGACUUCUCCGUCUCCUACGAGGGCUUCAACAUCACCUUCUCUGAGUAUGAUUUGGAGCCCUGUGAGGACCCGGGCGUGCCCCCGUUCAGCACGCGUAAGGGCCUGCAGUACGGUGUGGGGGACACGCUCAUCUUCUCCUGCUUCCCCGGGUAUCGGCUGGAGGGGCCGCCCAGGGUCACCUGUCUGGGGGGCCGGCGGCGGGUGUGGAGCUCCCCUCUGCCAAGGUGUGUGGCCGAGUGUGGUUCCUCUGUGACUGGCACCCAGGGGGUCCUUCUCUCGCCCAACUACCCGGCCUUCUACAGCAACAACCACGAGUGCAUCUACUCCAUCCAGACCCAGCCGGGCAAGGGCAUCCAGCUGCGGGCCCGAGACUUCCACCUGGAGGAUGACGACGUGCUCAAGGUGUUUGACGGCAACAGUAACCGCGCCCGUCAGCUAGGCAGCUUCACAGGCACGGAGCUGCUGGAUACCACUCUGAACAGCACGUCCAGCUCCCUGUGGCUGGAGUUCAUCAGCAACGCGGACAACACCAGCAAAGGCUUUGAGCUGCACUUCACCAGCUUCGAGCUGGUGAAGUGCGAGGACCCUGGAGUGCCCCAGUUCGGCUACAAGAAGGAGGACAAGGGCCACUUCGCGGGGAGCGUGGUGUCGUACAGCUGUAACCCGGGAUACACUCUGAAGGGAAGCGAAGUGUUGACCUGCCUGAGGGGCGAGAGGCGGACCUGGGACAGCCCGCUCCCCCUCUGCGUGGCUGAGUGCGGAGGUGUGAUCAAGGACGAGCUCAGUGGGCGAAUACUUUCACCUGGCUACCCGGCCCCCUACGAUCACAACCUGCACUGCAUGUGGACCAUCGAGGCAGCCUCCGGAAGCACCAUCGGGCUGCACUUCCUGGUCUUCCACACGGAGGAGGUGCAUGAUGUGCUGCGCAUUUGGGACGGGCCCCAGGAGGGAGGGGUCCUCCUGCGGGAGCUGAGUGGCUCCAUCCUGCCCCCGGACACCCACAGCACCUUCAACUCCAUCAGCAUGCAGUUCACCACCGACUUCUUCACCAGCAAGCAGGGCUUCGCCAUACAGUUCUCAGUUUCCACUGCUACUUCCUGUAAUGACCCGGGCACACCCACCAAUGGGACGCGCAGUGGAGACAGCAAGGAGCCCGGCGACCGUGUGGUGUUCCAGUGUGAUCCCGGAUACGUCCUACAGGGGGCCACCAAGAUCACCUGCACUGAAAUCAGCAGCCGCUUCUUCUGGCAGCCUGACCCACCUACCUGUAUAGCACCGUGUGGUGGAAACCUGACAGGACCCAACGGGCUGAUCCUCUCCCCAGAAUACCCGGAGCCCUACCCCCACGGCCGCGAGUGCGACUGGACUGUCACUGUGACGCCCGACUACGUCAUCGCACUCAACUUCAAUCAGUUCAGCCUUGAGCCCAGCUAUGACUUCCUGCACAUCUACGACGGGCCAGACUCCCUCAGCCCACUUCUUGGAAGCUAUUAUGGCACGGACGUCCCAGACCGGAUUGAGAGCAGCUCCAACACCCUGUUCCUGGCCUUUCGCAGCGACGCUUCCCUCAGCAGCAAUGGCUUUGUCCUACAGUACACAGAGAAUCCAAGAGAAUCGUGUUUUGAGCCGGGCCCGGUGCAAAAUGGGACCAGAGUCGGCACUGACCUAAAGCUGGGGUCCACCAUCACCUUCUACUGUGACAGCGGUUACAUCAUUGAGGGAGACGCCACCCUCACCUGUAUCAUGGGGGGAGACGGAAAGCCCAGCUGGAACAAACCACGGCCGACCUGCAUCGCUCCAUGUGGUGGACAGUACUCUGGAAUGGAAGGCGUGGUGUUAUCCCCUAGCUACCCUGGAAACUACAGCAGGGGCAGGACUUGCCAUUAUUCGGUUGUUGUGCCAAAGGACUAUGUGGUUUUUGGCCAGUUUGCCUUCUUCCAGACAGCCCUGAACGAUGUGGUGGAGGUGUACGAUGGAGCCACGCAGAACUCCCGCGUUCUAAGCUCUCUCUCUGGGGCCCAUACCGGUGAAUCCCUACCCCUGGCCACCUCCAACCAAAUCCUCAUCCGAUUCAACUCCAAAGGCCAAGUUACUUCCAGAGGUUUCCACCUGGUCUAUCAAGCGGUCCCCCGCACUAGCGCCACCCAGUGCAGCUCGGUACCGGAGCCCCGCUACGGCAAGCGCAUGGGGAACAACUUCUCGGUGGGCGCGGCCAUCCGCUUUGAGUGCGACUCGGGCUACGCGCUAGAGGGGGCUAGCGCCAUCGAGUGCCUGACCGUGCCCAACGCCCUGGCACAGUGGAACAGCACCAUCCCCAGCUGUGUCGUUCCCUGUGGGGGAAAUCUAACCCAACGGACUGGAACCAUCUUGUCUCCGGGCUUUCCUGACCCAUACCUGAACAGUCUGAACUGUGUGUGGAAGAUUACCGUGCCAGAAGGUUCUGGCAUUCAGAUUCAGGUGAUCAGCUUCAUGACAGAGCAGAACUGGGACUCACUGGAGGUGUUUGAUGGGGGUGAUAACACUGACACCAUGCUUGGCAGUUUCUCAGGCACAACUGUUCCGGCCCUCUUGAACAGCACGUCCAACCAGCUGUAUCUACACUUCUUCUCUGACAUCAGCGUGUCUGCAGCUGGCUUCCGGCUGGAGUACAAGACGGUGUCUCUCACGAGCUGUCCUGAGCCUGUCAUCCCCAUGAAUGGGAUGAAGGUGGGCGAUCGCCUGCAAAUGAACAACGUGGUGUCUUUCCAAUGCGAGCCAGGCUACACCCUGCAGGGAAACUCUCAUAUCUCCUGCAUGCCAGGGACUGUCAGACGCUGGAAUUUCCCACCGCCCCUCUGCAUUGCUCAGUGUGGUGGCAUACGGGAAGAAAUGGAGGGCAUGAUCCUGAGUCCUGGUUUCCCAGGAAACUACCCGAGCAACAGCGACUGCACCUGGAGGGUCUACCUGCCUGUUGGAUACGGUGCACAUUUGCAGUUUCUCAACUUUUCCACUGAGGCCAAUCACGAUUUCCUGGAGAUCCGCAACGGCCCCUUCGAGACCAGCUCCAUUAUCGGCCGCUACAGCGGGCAGGAGGUUCCCUCCUCCCUCCUCACGACCUCCCACGAGACCACCGUCUACUUCCACAGUGAUCACUCCCAGAACAAGCCAGGCUUUCGCUUCGAGUACCAAGCCUAUGAGCUUCAAGAGUGUCCUGACCCAGAGCCGUUUGGUUACGGCGUGGUGGUGGGCGCUGGGUAUAACGUAGGCCAGUCCAUCUCUUUCGAGUGCCAGCCGGGAUAUCAGCUGAUGGGCCACGCCAUUCUCACCUGCCAGCACGGAACUACCCGCAACUGGGACAACCCCUUCCCUCGGUGUGAAGUGCCCUGGGGUAACGUCACAUUGGAGAACGGGACCAUCUUCUCCCCAGGGUACCCCGAGGAGUACCCCGGCUCCAUCGACUGCACCUGGCUGGUCACAGUGGCCCCGGGCCAGGGGGUCAGCCUCAACUUCACCCUGCUGCAGGUCCACGGGCCCCAUGACUUCAUCACCGUCUGUGAUUCAAGAGAUUUUGUGCGGUACAGGUGUCUUCCUGGGUACCAGCUCAGCGGAAACGACAUCCUCACCUGUCGGUUUGGGACGCAUCUGGAGUUUGAAGGACCUCCACCGUCGUGUGAAGUGACAUGUCCCAUGAACGAGGUGCUGACGGACUCCACGGGCGUGAUCAUGAGCCAGACGGCGGGCGGGGGCUUCCCGCACUUUGAGACCUGCUCCUGGGUGGUGAAGGUGGAGCCAGGCUACAACAUCUCGCUCACCAUCGAGCACUUCCAGACCAACCGGCAGUUUGAUGAGCUGGAGGUCUUUGAUGGUCCCUCCAGGCAGAAUCCUCUUCUCAUCACCCUGAGCGGAAACUACUCCUCCCCCCUGACCAUCACCAGCUCCUCCAAUAAGGUCUACCUGCACUGGUCCUCCGACCACGCCUCCAGCCAGAAGGGGUUCCGGAUUCGCUACUCAGCCUCGUACUGCAGCCCUCCCAACCCCCCCGCCAAUGGCUCGGUCCACAGCCAGACGGGCACCAAAGCGGGCAGCACCCUGCGCUUCAGCUGCGACCCGGGCUUCCGCCUCAUCGGCCAGGGCAGCGCCACCUGUACCCGCUCCCCCCAGGGCCUGCACCAGUGGAACGCCCCCAUCCCCCUCUGCCAAGUGGUCUCCUGCGGCAUCCCUGGCUCUCCUGUAAACGGCUCCGUGACGGGUCGGGAUUACACGCUGGGCUCCAGGGCCGUGUACCUGUGUAACCUGGGCUUCCAGCUGCCGGCCUCCCACGCCACCACCAUCGUCUGCCAGGAGAGCGGCCGGUGGAGCCCCACGGAAACGCCACCCCGCUGCGCGCCGGUAACAUGCCCCGAUCUCGGCCACUCGGCGGUGGAUCACGGCAGGUGGAGGCUGAUCUUCGGAACCCCAAACCAAUAUGAUGCCAUAAUGAUGCUGAUCUGUGACCCCGGCUACUACUACCGGGGUCAGCGAGUCAUCCGUUGCCAGGCUAACGGAACUUGGGACUACCCAGACCCACACCCCGCUUGUGAUAUUAUUUCCUGUGGGGAGCUGGGCACCCCUCCAAACGGGAAUAAGAUCGGGACCCUGACCGUGUACGGGGCCACGGCCAUCUUCUCCUGCAACACGGGGUACACGCUGGUGGGCUCGCGGGUCAGAGAGUGCAUGUCCAACGGGCUCUGGAGCGGAACGCGGGUCCAGUGUCUCGGUAAGUCAAUCAAAGUCAGGCUGUAGUCAACCACCCCCCGUCUCUCUCUCUCCCUAUCUGGCUCUCUCUACCCUAGCAUUCUCGCCUCUCCAUCUCCUGUAUUAGCGGGGCACUGUGGCACUCCCGAGCCCAUAGUGAAUGGGCAGAUCAUUGGGGAGAACUAUAACUACCGGGGCAGUGUGGUGUACCAGUGCAGCCCCGGGUUCAGACUCAUCGGUGUGUCGGUGCGGAUCUGUGAGCAGGACCACCGCUGGUCCGGGAAGACCCCAGUGUGUGUCCCAAUCACUUGCGGCCACCCAGGAAACCCCACCAACGGCAUGACUCAGGGCACCCAGUUCAACCUCAACGACAUUGUGCGCUUCAUCUGCAACACGGGCUACGCGCUGCAGGGCGCACUCAAGUCUCAGUGCCAGCCCAACGGCCAGUGGAGCAACAGCCUGCCAACAUGUAAAAUUGUGAACUGCACUGACCCCGGGCAUGUGGAGAACAGCGUCCGGCAGGUCAUCCCGAGCGGCCCCCACCGUUUCAGCUUCCAGACCACGGUGUCCUACAGCUGCAAUGCUGGGUACUACCUUCUGGGCACUGCUGUUCUGGCCUGCCAGGGGGAUGGAACCUGGGAUCGUUCUCUCCCCAAGUGCCUAUUGAUCCUGUGCGAUCGCCCCAGCAUGCCGCCCUACGCCCAGAUCUCGGGCGACCGCCGCACGGUGGGCUCGGUGAUCCGGUUCAGCUGCAUCGGGCAGCGCUCCGUGGUGGGGAACACCACCCGGGUGUGCCAGCUGGACGGGCACUGGAGCGGCUCGCUGCCGCACUGCUCCGGAGAGUCUCUGGGUCUUUGCGGGGACCCCGGGGUGCCUGUGCACGGUAUCAGACUGGGAGAGGAGUUCUCCGUGAACAGCGUGGUGCGCUUCAGCUGCGAGCCGGGUUACAUGCUGAAGGGCUCGUCGGAGAGGAGCUGCCUGGCCAACAGCACGUGGAUGGGGUCUCAGCCCGAAUGCCACGUGGUGUCGUGUGGAAACCCUGGCACCCCGCGUAACGCUCAGGUGUUGUUUCACGACGGCGUGGUGUUCUCCCGCUCCAUCACCUACGGCUGCCGCCAGGGAUACUAUUCCACGGGCCUCCUGACCCGGCACUGCACGGUCAACGGCACCUGGACCGGCACCAUGCCAGAGUGCACAGUAAUCAACUGUGGGGACCCGGGGGUGCCAGCCAAUGGCGUGAGGCUGGGGAACGACGUCACCUACAACCACACCGUGACAUUCCAGUGCUCUCCCGGAUACACCAUGGACGCUGACCGCGCCUCCAGCCUGGUCUGCACCAAAGACCGCACAUGGAACGGGACCAAGCCCAUGUGUAGAGCCAUCGUGUGCGGGGCCCCGCCCCCCAUACCGAACGGGCGGGUGGUGGGUACGGACUUCCAGUGGGGCUCCAGCGUGAGCUACGCCUGCAUCGAGGGCUACCAGCUGUCCCUGCCCGCCGUGCUCACCUGCCAGGGCAGCGGAAACUGGAGCGGAGAGAGGCCCCAGUGCUUCCCGGUGUUCUGCGGGGACCCAGGCAUCCCCUCAGACGGCCGGAGGGAGGACCGAGGGUUCACCUACCUCUCGUCCGUGGCGUUCUCCUGCUUCACCCCGCUGGUCCUGGUCGGAUCGGCCCGGCGCUACUGUCAGUCCGACGGAACCUGGAGUGGGACACAGCCCUCUUGUAUAGAUCCCAGCCACACAAGCUGUGUGGACCCUGGGAUCCCAUUGUUUGGGCAGCAGAACAACACACAGGGUUUUCAGAUUGGCAGCACCCUGUUCUUCAGCUGCAGGAAGGGCUACCUGCUCCAGGGCUCUAUCUCUCGCACCUGUCUGCCCAACCUGACAUGGAGCGGCAUGCAGCCCGAGUGCAUCGCGCACCACUGCAACCAGCCCGAGCUCCCCGCUCAGGCGGACGUGAGCGCCAUCGAGCUGCCCUCGCUGGGCUACACGCUCCUCUACGCCUGCCAACCGGGGUUCUACCUGGCCGGGGGCUCGGAGCACCGCACCUGCCGAGCAGACGGGAGCUGGACCGGGAAGCCCCCGCAGUGCGCAGCGGAUAACAGACCAAAAACCAUCGGAACCGUGCCUCCCAAUGCCAAACUCCCAGUACCAGGUGGAGUGUUUGUGAAGAAUUCCCUGUGGCGCGGAUCUUACGAGUAUUUGGGGAAGAAGCAGCCGGCCAUGUUGAGCAUCACGGCGUUCGAGCCCUUCAACAACCGCGUCAACGGAACGCUCAUCGACCACAGUGGGGUAGAGCUCAAACUGGCAGGGAUCUAUAAAAAGGAGGAGGCCCACCUGCUGCUUCAGGUGCACCAGAUCCGGGGGCCAGUAGAAAUCUUCGUCAAUAAGUUCAAGAGUGAGAACUGGGCGUUGGACGGACAUGUGUCAUAUAUGGCUUCGACCAAUUCCUUUGUGUACCAAGGAUUUGUCAGAGGGAAAGGAUUUGGACAAUUUGGUCUUCAGAGGCUAGAUACAGAGAGUCUGGACCCAAACAAAGAAAACCCUAGCUACAACUUUGCAUCCAACAGCAGUUCAGUGGCUGCAGCCAUCCUAGUGCCUUUCAUAGCCAUGAUCAUUGCAGGAUUCGCACUGUACCUCUAUAAACACAGGAGAAGACCCAAAGUUCCCUUCAACGGCUAUGCAGGCCACGAGAACACCAACGGCAGGGCGACUUUCGAGAACCCCAUGUACGACCGCAACAUCCAGCCCACAGACAUCAUGGCCAACGAGACAGAGUUUACCGUCAGCACCGUGUGUACCGCGGUAUAGCACCCAUCCUCUCCGCUGGUCAUAUGUGCUUCACUCUCUUCAGAAGUGGAAACUGUCCGGUCACGUCACAUGCCUUCAUACAAACUGCCUCUCUCCCUCCCACACCCUGCUGCUCGCAUGGGUCCGGCCGCAGCAGGCAGAAAGCCUGCUGAAAAAGACGACGGGCGGAGAUGAGCAACAAUAAAAAGAGUACUAGUAAAAACUGUCUUUUAGAAACAGCUGCUCACAGCAACAGAGGAAACAAAAGAAAAACUGAAGUAGAAAAACACAAAAAAAAAACCCAUGGAGGAGCGACCUCCUGGUAUGACGGUGCGGGGAUAAACUAUGUCGAGCUCUUCACCCUGGAACAUGGAAACGUGGGGGUUGUCCCGCGGCCUUGCACUCUCCUCAUCCUUGCUCCUCCAUCCGCUCUACAGACCCUUCCUACAGCCCACACUCUGCUCUAUUUAUUUCUUUUUUUUUUGCCUUGAAAGCUGGCUUUUUACACAGGAAUCGUCUUGGAUGGCCUUUCUGAGAGAAAACAUUUUUAUUUAUUUAUUAUUUUUAUUAUUUUAUAUUUUUGACAUUUUUUGUGUGUUUCACUUUUUCCCCCUGACCAUAUCUCCCAAAAUGAUUACCUGAAGGUCCCACCCCUAAUGAAAUGAGCAGGAAGAUUGCUUUCAGACAACUGAAGUCUCAUGCAUCCUACUUCUCCCAGGGUCUCCUUUCUGAAGGAGGGGCUGUGCAAUUAUUGGCAAGGAAUUGACAACAACGAUAAUGGUUAAAAAAUAGGCAAUUCCAUGAGUUGGGAAUAUUUAAGGAUUUCUGAUCAUGUUGUGUUCUGUGUGUUAGCGAAGAUGUACAGGUGUGUGUGCGUGAGUGCUUGCGUGCGUGUGUCUAAAAAUGAAAAAAGCAGUAAAAAUAAGAAGAACCAAACAUAAUUUGAACAUGCAGCGUUUAAGUCGGGAAAUCCUGUCACAGAAGAACCCGAGGGGUGAAAUGACAGGAAAUUCAUUAUCCUAACAAUAUUUUUCAUUUUAUUCUGUCACUCACUGGUAGGGAGCCUUUAGUUUUCGGAGGGUAUGGAGUUGAAUCCUUGAGGGGGAUAUUAAGUUCUUUCUCACAACCGCGUGUGUGUGUGUGUGUGUCAAAGCGCAAAGGUGCUUCGCCCCGAGGAAAUUCUACCUGCACGCUGUUUGUCUCUUACAAAUGUCGCAUAACCUGAUUCUGCACAGACUGCUCAGCCGACAGCACUCAUCGCUGGAUUCCCCGAAUUCAUAACGUCCCAAUAUGCCUCACACGAGUGAAGCUCGGGACUUAUUAAACAUGGGACGUAUUACCUGCAUAGUUCCUCUGAUUUUCUAACGAUAUAUCGGUUUAUACGGCUUAUAUUUCACCAUGUCAAUGUUCGACACGCAAAGAGGACUAGUGUUGGGCCACGUUCUUUUAUUGGGCGUGGCUGAGCGACCCCUUUUCAGCGUUACAUCCGAUGGCCCUGAACCCCAAGAACUCCCAAGACUAUCUGGUGUGAAAGGAGACGGCUCACUCUGAGGACCGAGGUGCUCAACACUCAAUCAACGAACAGAAGGCUAGUCACUGCCUCCACGUCCCACUGACACUGAUAUUGGAGACGGUUGGAGUGGAGACGAUGGGAUUUAAAAGGACUUGUCAGCUCUUAUCAUAGAAUCUGGCCUGCUGUGUCGGGCACCACGAAUGCCAAUGUCAUGUCACGGUCCGUGACCCUUUGGGGCAGACACCGUUCUUCAUCCGCGAGGGACUUGUUGUACACAUAUGCGGAGCGUCGUUUUCUCUAGUGUGGAGGCGAUCCCAAAUCUAUUAUAGAGACGUAGAGAAUGAGAGAGUGCAGAAGUACGGCACAGGGCUUGUGUCUCGGUGAGCUAACGCCUCUCGUCACAUCCGACAGACGUCACGGUCACGUGUGAAAGGUUCCAGCCAAAUGACAGUUGACUCACCCCCCAAAAAAAAGAAAUCAAAAAUGUUUUUAAAAUGUACUAAAAUGAUACAUGAAAAUGCAAGAUCGUAUCUCUGUGGAGAGAAGGUUUAAAAUUGCAACUGCAUACAAAUGUUCGACUUUCGGGUUUACUUGCGCAUGUCAUUCAUAUUGUAAACAAGGUUUGCAGAUUGGUGGCAGCAGGAGACAACUCGACACGGCAAUUAGCACUUCCACGCUAUUCAAUUGGAAAUUAUGAAGGAGAUGACACAAAUCCAUGUUUAUGUUGUAGUUUCUUUGCCUCUCAUCAAACCGCUGAAUUUAUAAUGGUUGCCUAGUGGGUAAAUAAAGCAGAAGGAUCUUGGCAGUGGUGACAGCUUUUCAGGUUUUUGUUCUCUUUUUUGGUUCUUGCUAAAUUAACAAAGGCGGAACCGGAAGAGGUAAAACCUCAGAAGCUUCUUAGCAAGUACCAGGGGCUCAGAAAAGCAGAUGGCAGUCUUGCAAGUGAAAACAGUUUUGCUGACUCUUUGACAUUUGGUACAUCUCUUAUAUUUUUUUGAUUGAACCUGGGGCACAACAGUAUUGGAGCAGUUUGAAGGCUGAAUGCCACUACAGGCCAGGUUAUAGACUGGCCGGUGACAAGCACUGUACUAUGAGGGGUUUUUAUCUGUGAGUGAAGGAAUAAAACUUUCUCUGCUAGUAGGGAGGUAAGUAAAGUGAAGUGAAAUGUCUGCAGAAUAUUGAUGGUGAACGGUGUUUAAAAGCAGCCCUCAGAAGACCCCAUCCAGAAUUUGAUUAGACCUGCUAAACGUUCCCAUAUUUCAUAAUGCCAGGGCACACUGUGGAGUAUGCCAACACUGCCUGAGAACAACUGUAGCAGAUUGCCAUGUUAGGCUAUUAGGCUUGCUUUUGAUCAGUGUUUCUGGGUUUGAUUCACCAGGUUUUACCACAGUAUGCAUCGUUAAGAUGUCCUUAAAGGUUGCAAGCCUUUUCCAAAACGACCCCUAAAAAACAAUAAAUGGAAAAAUAAUUAAAGUUUGUUUCUAUCGGUUACAGAGCAAGAGAACACAUUUUCCAUUUUGCCAUAUAAGGCUGGUUUUGUGCCCUGAAACAUUUGACAUGAAGUUUGUCAUCAAGCGGUAGUAUUGUAAAACUCUGAACAACUAUUUCCAAGUUCACCUUGAAGGCGGAUUGUUUCAAGACUGGUUAACCAUAGCAUGGGAACAUUUACAGCUUCAGUCAGCCAAGAUAUGCUAUAACCAACAUUUAUACUACAGUAAGCAUUUAAAAAUCCCUGACACUGCUUUGCACAAAAUGGAGCUUCUGAAAUAAAUCACUCCAUUGCAUUUCUGAGCUGUUGUACACUGUUUCGGUAAUUGCUUUUACAAUUUUAUUCCUUUUAAAUCCAUAGCUUAUCUCCACUGUGUGAAUUUAAUAUUGCCUGGUGCUUGUUGAAACAGUGUGGUUAUAAAAAAAGAUUAUAUUUCCCUGAAGAUUUCACAGUCAAAGUGGUUGGUAGGCACAUUAUCGUACACCUAUUGGCAUUCACUUUAAAUCAUUUUUUCUGUCCUUUAAUUUCAUUCUGAACAUUUCAGGACUUUAUCAACACCUACGACAUCCUUGCUCUCCAUUUAGUUAUUGCACGUAUUGGGCUGUCUUGAUGAAUCCAUUUUCUUGCUCAUUUUAUCUCCCAUGACAAAAUCCAAGACAGGCACAAUCUGACAUAUCUAGGGGCUGCGGCACACAUA